AUGCCUCUCGUUCUUCUCUGGAAACAAACAUCACUUGCGAUCGGAUGUGUUUCUGGCUCUUCUGAAGCGCAUGCAGUUGGUUGCGACCGUGCAUCUUUCGAAGCGAGCCACGCGGAGCGACAAGCAAGAGGCACCUCGGCGGGACCCGGGCGGGGGGAGGGCGAGGGAGAAGAGGCCGCGGCGCCUAGAGACCUGUUCCUUGACGCGCCGCCUUCUGCGUCAAGCUCGUCGUCUCUGCGUGGGUUUCGUCUGCCGCCUCCCAGUGUCUGCCGUGCGUAUUUUCACAGGUUCUCGGGCUUUCGAGACGUGCAGCGGCACCUCCUGAGCAAAGUCGACUCCUUCCCUGUAUGCGACCUUCUUGCCGCGCUUGACAUUCUUCAACAGCUCAGUGUCUGUCCGCGUCUCCUGCUGCGCGCGGCCGCGCCGUUGCUGCUGCAGCAGCUGCCGCAGCUGUCUCUCGAGCAAGUUGUGCUGCUUCUGAGGGUCUACGUCCACCCCAACAGCUCCACGCCGGUCGGCCUUCCGAACACUGGCGCAGGCGCUGCGACGGUCGCCCGCGAAGUCACGCACUGGCUGUAUGCGUGCGGCAAUCGACUGGGGAAGCUGGACAGCACUCUUCUCGCCGAUCUCGCGGACGCCGGAAGUCGAGUCCCCGUCAGCCAAGUCGCCCUGCUGCGGCUUCUCCUUUCUCCGGUCCGCCAGCGGAUGCAUGCCAUGAGCGCAAAGCAACUGUCCCUGGUGCUGCAUGCGUACGCAAAGCACCCGAGCGCAGGGGACGACUUCGUCCUCCAGCAAGGCCUCACGCUGCUCCUCUCGCGCCACUCGGUCCCCGCCAUGUCGCUUCCGGCUGUUCUUCGCUGCAUCUGGGCGGCGUCCGUGGCCUGCAGCCCAAGCGCCACAGGCACAGCGGGCCGCAGCAGUCCACCGUCGCUGCAGAGGCAGCAGCAGAGUGAGCAUCUGAAGCUCUUGGAAGUCCUGUUGACGCGUGCGGAGCCUCUGCUUCUGCGCCACCCCGAGCAGCUCGACGGGCAAGCGGUUGCGACACUCGUUUGGGCCUGCAGUAGAGGUGGAGGAUGCCUGGGAUCCGCUGCCCUCCUUCAAAUGCUGCAUCGGCGCACUCUCCGAGUCCAUUCCCAGAUGAGUCCACAAGGCCUGUCUAAUACGCUGUGGGGGUUCGCUACGUCUCUGGGCCGCAUGGUCGAUAUCCGCGGAGCAGCCGCGGGUAGCAGCUCCCCAGACAACUCGUCCGAGGAGCCUGUAGACGGCGACGCCGCCUCGCCACAGACUGUGGCAACUGGCGGCUCCUCGACGCGUGGAGGAGUGUCUGGAGCGUCAGCUUCCAGUUCGCCUGCUGCCGGCGGCGCUGGAGAGGUGCCUGGCGCGGGCGCGCCCGAUUCGCCUGUAAACGGCGAGGCUCUGUGUGUGCUUCUCUUCCAACACGUGGAGCCGCACGUGCUGCGCUCACUGGCCAGGUGUGAGCCGCAAGACUUGGCGACGCUCUCCGCGGCGUACGCUUUACUCCGCUGCGGCAGCGAGGCGCUGCAUACGGCGGUGCAGCAGCUCAUCACCGAGAACUGGGCGGACGAGAUGAGCGCAGACCAGCUGGUGCGGGUUGCGCACGCGUACGCCAUCCUCCGGGGGAGCAGCCGCAUGUUUAGCGCGCUCCAAGUCAAUCUCUUGCGGAGACUUGAAACGUUCACCGUCCACGGCCUCUGCGACGUCAUCUGGAGCUACGUGGUCAUGCGUUAUCUCGACGAGCAGUUCUUGGAGAUGUGUGUCUCUCUAGUGCCUCUGGACCGAGUCGCCGGCGACGAUCGAUGUGCCUUGCUGUACCCUGCGGCUUCCGAGAUCGCCCUAGCUUUGCCGUCGAUGGAUCAGAUUCGGCUUCAACGCAUGCGGAAGUACACUCGGGAAGCAUUUUGGGAGCUGCAACUGCUCGAUUUCCCGACCGCCUUCGCGGCCUCUGUUGCUCACACGGCCCGCGUGCUAACUGAAAUGCUGGCUUCGUCGAGUACAACCUCCCAUCGGCUGAGCGCGUCUAGUGCAGACAACGGCACUGUCAGCGAGCUUCUACAGGGAGAGGGAGAUGGUGAAGCAGACAGCCAGCGGUUUGAUCGCGACGCCGCUGAGGCUUUGCGAUCGUGUUCCAUUACCGAGGCGUUCGAUUUCCUGGGAUAUCUCGUCGACGUGUGGCUGCAGCGGCCGUCAGACAGCCGCAGCAUGGAUGGUGACCAGAUGGGUGUCCCGACAAAAAGCAUAGCAGGCAAUGCCGAGAACAGUUGUGAAGGCGUCGGUAAUCAAGUGCUCAAUGCCCUACUCGAAGGUGGCGUGGCUCUGCUGUGUCACACGCAUGCAACGGUUCACAGAGAAACAGGGAAACCCCUCGGACCGGCGAUCAUGCGUCACCGGUUCCUCAAACGCAAGAACGUACCGACCGUCAACCUUCUCUGGGACGUAUGGAAGACUCUGCCCACGACGAAGGCCCGGGUAGAAUGGCUUCACGCAAAAAUCGUCCGAGCCUUGAGAGAAGAACAGGCUCGUCAAGCGUCACGUGACUUAAAUCGAGCGCGCGUAUCAGCAUCCAACGGGAAAGUCGUUAGAGCCGAACUGCACGCAUAA
Molecule: messenger RNA, 2619 nt
Organism: Besnoitia besnoiti
Lineage: Eukaryota; Apicomplexa; Conoidasida; Eucoccidiorida; Sarcocystidae
Exons: 9
Coding region: 1-2619 (872 amino acids)
Source: RefSeq, a predicted model, not a curated record